This is a messenger RNA of Aphanomyces astaci, 441 nucleotides long. RefSeq lists its product as hypothetical. The transcript has a single exon. The coding region runs from base 1 to 441 and encodes 146 amino acids. The record is from RefSeq and is a predicted model, not a curated record. NCBI's taxonomy places the organism in Eukaryota, Oomycota, Saprolegniomycetes, Saprolegniales, Verrucalvaceae.
AUGGAAAGCAACCGACGUGCCUGGGUUGCCCUAGUUGAUGGCAAAGGUGCCCAGCUAACGUCGCCAGGCAAAGUGAGCGUCUCCCCCGACAACGACGUCGACGAUGUUAAACAAGCUGUGAAAGUGAAAUUUCACAACCUCUUGGAGAGAAUCGCGCGACCUGACCUUUCUGUCUACGCCGACCAGGCCGCAUUUGCUCGCAAUGAUGCUCCUCUUGCUGCCGAUGCAAGGGUUGAAGGUUAUGGCGAACAUUGGGCAAAUCCCAUCUUGGUGGUUGCUCCGUCCACAUCAAACAAGCGCCAACGUGAAGACCACGUCGAAACACACGGGGCUGUGGAAAGCCCUGUUUCAGUGUUCAGCAACAAGGCUUGGCGAAACUUCGUCUCAACUGUGAAACCAAAGUUGUCUGGUAAGCACCCCCUUGAUCUGCUGCACUUCUAA